AUGCCGCCAAUCCUGCCGAUGCUGAGCGACUACCUGGACCUUAGUCCGGAGCUUAUCCCGAUCGUCACAUUGAUUCUGAGCCAAAUCCAACGAAGAUAUCAUGAAGGUAUCUUUAUGUUAUACUAUGACUUGAAUGGCGACGGGAAACCCGCCGAUCGGGAGUGGAGGGAAGUGUACGGUAUAUUGACCGGUAACCAGUUAGCGUACUGGGACGCAGCCACGUUGGCUCAAUUUCGCCACAAUCCAGAUGGUUUAUUGGAAACCCUGGCUAAACCCAACUACAUCAACUUCACUGACUCAGUAUACAACGCCAUGAAGGUGCUCCCUGCAGCCAAGCAGAACUUGGACAAUGUUAUUAUUGUGCUGACGACCCUCAAGAAUCGGUACCUUUUACAGUUCAAGCUGUACCUGGAUUUGACCGUGUGGUAUCUGGCCCUUCGCCUUCUGAACUAUGAGUAUGCGCUGUUGCAACAAGCAUAUACCGGGGCACUUUUACUGUCGCGAGGCCGAAUGUUACUGGACAUUCGUACGAUUCUUGCCGAGAAACGCUUUGAUCAUGAGGAUUGGGUACUGAUUCGGUACGGACUGGGAAUGGCAUGGAAGCGAUGCUACGCCGUCAUUGAGCCAAGUACUUUGAAGCGCAAAAGCUUCACCCCUGGACGGGUGCUCUUUUACGAGAACGAUCAAAAGAAGAAGAAGCAAUUGUUAGCGGUGGUAAUUCUGGCAACAAUGGUCACAGCGAUCUACCCUCAAUCUCAUAAGUUGAUUGAUCAUAGUACAAUGCUCAAAUUAGAAAGUCGUAUAAACUUCAAGCUGCCGCUGGUGCUGAGUAAGAUUCUGAAGAAGACUUUGGAGGACUUCAAAACUACGCUGAUUUUCCUCAUGCCAGAACAGCAUUCACUGGUCCCCGGUUAUGACACUUUGAUAAGAUUCUUGAUUCCGAUGCUCGAUCUGUUUGGACUCUAUGGUCGACCUAAGAGAUUGAAGGCCGAUAGAGUGGACCCCGAAUCACUUUUGUUUGGUCUUCCCACUUUGCCUCACAUUCACUACUUGACAUUGGACGAUGUCACGGGGCUUACACAACGAGGUGACUUCUUGAGUUGGGAUGCUACUACCUGGAAUGAUAACAUUAAACUGAUCAUGAAGGGCAAGCUUGACCGAGGCUAUGAUGGUUGUGGCGUGCAAAAGAGUGCACCCAGCACAGCGCCCUCCACGCCUCAGGCGAACCUGUUCAAGCAAGCCGGCCAAAAUACUCGUUCUGCCCCAAAUGCACAGGCUGGUACAGGUGCACAAGCUAUGCCAGGCAACCAACAUUUGAGACAACUGCCUACAAAAGCAGGACGUCCCCUGAACUACAACUUGUCCUCAUCUCCUCAGAAGUCUCCCGCGCAAUCGCCUAAGCGCUCUUCAAUUACCCGCAAUGCUGAAAACUUGAGUGUCAAACCGGACUCACCGAAUUUGGAUACAUAUGAUCCGCAUAAACUGGUCCAGCUUGCUGAUAUUUACGCUAAAUAUCUGCUGAUCAAAGCUCCUCUGGACCAAUUUCAGGCUGAUCGCAAUACAAUCCUUAAUGGUUCUCACGAAGACUUUGAUGAUGAGAAUUUACCGGCAGAGAUUCGCAAGUUGUCAGUUUAUCAAGACAUGUACCCGGUUACAGACUAUGCUGAUCAAAUUUCUUCUCAGAGCUCGGAGGAUGUUCCUCUGGGACCCGGGCUGGACCUGCAGCUUCAGUUACCACAAGUUAAUCAUCGGAACCUGAGUUACUCUCUGGUGCAAUCACCAAUGACGCAAUACACCGAAUUCAAUGAGCAAUUUGGCAAAAAUGUUCAACCGCUGCAGUUGUCGCAGGCACACACCAACUUUUCUGGGUUCAGUGACAGUGAUGAUGAAAGCCAGCGUCCUCCUCCCCCACCUCAUAAGUCUGGGCGUGGCCAUGAGAAGGUGAACCUGGUACUGUACGGUACUAUUGAAACAGACAAUCGUAAGCUUUCGGUACAUCUGGAGCAAGGGAAGUUGCUGCUGGGUAGUUCGCUUCACUCACAGAAUGCCAGCCCUCAGCAACAAAAAAUGUUCAUGCAAUCGACCUAUGGCAAGGCUGCGCCUCUUCCAGCUUCGCUGCCCCAAGUCGCUCAUAGUCCUCGGAUCACGCUGCCGAAUAUCCUGCAAAAUCGUCCUAAUUGGGGCCAUCCGACAAAUGCUACUUUAGCGGGAAAAUCUCAAACCAAGUCAAAUGUUCAGUCAAGUCAACCACCGCAGCAAAAUUCCAGGCUGGCUCCCGUUCAGGCAUCUUUCUCCCCAUCUCAAACUCAGGUAUCGCAAGGACAGCAAUCACAAUACGCCCAGCCGACUCAAAGUUAUCCUGCGGCUGAAUUCAAUCUGCCACAACAGAGGGCUCAACCUAGUUUCUCCUCUACGCUGCCUUUACCACAAUCACCGACUCAUCCGCAAUAUCCAUCUGUUCUGCAAUACGCUCCUCAGAAACAGGCGCCUCAAAGAAUUCCCCCUGCUCAAGGCGCUGCUCAAUCCUAUACACCGACUCCAUCCCAAAAUUACAACCAACCAAUUCAAAAUUACCCAUCUCAACAGAAAUCCCAACAGAGUUAUCCUCCUCAGGGCUACCCUCAACAGGGAUACCCUCAACAGGGCUACCCUCAGCAAGGCUAUCCUCAACAGUAUCAACAAGAGUACGCUCGCAAUGGAUACCCCUCCAAUCAACCCUCGCAGAACGGGCAGCUGCAGUACCCUCAAGAUCGACCUGUGGCUGGCGCUCCUGCGAGAGCUCCUCAAGCAUACCCAAUGAAAAAGCCUGGUCAACGGAAUAUGAUGCCUAAGGCUGCGCAUCAAAUGGGUCAGUACUCUCCUGUUGGACAGCCACAAGGCUACGCUCAGGGAGGUGUUCCGCGCGGGAAUGGGCCAGUCUCUAUGGGGCAACCGCGAAUGCAGCAAGCCCCUCCAGGUCAAUACCAGAAGGCGUAUCCUCCUCAGGGGUAUCCUCCUCAGGGAUACCCUUCUCAAGGUUACCCGCAAUGA
Diutina rugosa is the source of this 3030-nucleotide messenger RNA. RefSeq lists its product as uncharacterized. Bases 1 to 3030 code for a protein of 1009 amino acids. The transcript has a single exon. NCBI's taxonomy places the organism in Eukaryota, Fungi, Ascomycota, Pichiomycetes, Serinales, Debaryomycetaceae. The record is from RefSeq and is a predicted model, not a curated record.